AUGUCCUGGUUUCAGAAAUCCUUCACUCUCCCCUCGCGCAGCCGCGGCUCCUACCUGAUCACCGACCAGAUCGUGUCCGAGCUGCCCGAGCUGCGCGACUACAAGGUCGGCAUGCUCAAUCUGUUCGUGCAACACACCAGCUGUGCGCUCUCGCUCAACGAGAACUGGGACGACGAUGUGCGCGCUGACAUGAGUGAUGCGCUGGAUCGCAUUGCCCCCGCGGACCGGAAGGGCACGCUGUAUCGCCAUUCUGCUGAGGGCGAGGAUGAUAUGCCGGCCCAUAUCAAAUCCGCUCUUGUUGGCGCCUCCGUCAACAUCCCCAUCUCCAAUGGCCGUCUCGCUACCGGCACGUGGCAGGGAAUUUGGUAUCUCGAGUUCCGGACGAGUCGACACACUCGCAAGGUCGUGGCCACCAUCCAGGGGGAAAAGGCCUGA
Molecule: messenger RNA, 435 nt
Organism: Penicillium alfredii
Lineage: Eukaryota; Fungi; Ascomycota; Eurotiomycetes; Eurotiales; Aspergillaceae
Product: YjbQ family protein
Exons: 2
Coding region: 1-435 (144 amino acids)
Source: RefSeq, a predicted model, not a curated record